AUGGAGCGAGGGGAAGAGCUGCACGUCCCAGAUCUCAGCAAAGGCGAGGACGAUGAGAGCUGGCCGGGCCCCCAAACAGGUGAGAGGCUGGCGAGCAUGGCUGGGGCAGAGGAUGCUGCACCGGGAAGAGGUGGCACCAGCACCGAUGUGGAGCUGGUGGGAGCGUGGCACAAAGACCCUGCUGUGGGGGCAGAGGAAGUUGUUGAGUGUGGGAAGAGCUUCCGGCAGAGUGCCACGCUGACAAGGCACCAGCUCCUCCAUGCGAGCGAGAGGCCUUACAUCUGCACCACCUGCAGCAAAGGCUUUUGCGACCAUGCGGCGCCGGCCACGCACCAGCGGGCGCACAGAGGUGAGCAUCCCUUCCCCUGCCUGGCAUGCGGCAAGGCCUUUGCUGGCAGCUCAGCGCUGCUGGUGCAUCAGCGAGUGCACACCGGUGAGCAUCCCUACCGCUGUGGGGAGUGCGGGCAGAGCUUCCGGCAGAGUGCCCAUCUGGCACGGCACCAGCAGGGCGCCCACGCCAGCCAGCGCCCCCACGCCUGCGCUCACUGCGGCAAGAGCUUUGGGCUGCGCUCCACGCUGGCACGGCACUUGCAGACACACAGUGUCAAACGCCCCCAUGCCUGCCCUGACUGCCCCCGCCGCUUCCGCCAGCGAGCCCACCUGCUCCGGCACCAGCUAGCGCACACAGGUGAACGUCCCUUCCCCUGCCUGGUCUGUGGCAAAGCCUUUGCCCUGAGUGCCACAUUGCUGCGGCACCAACUGGUGCACACGGGUGAGCGCCCCUACCGCUGUGGGGAGUACGGCAGCUAUACACAGAGCUCCUACCUGCGCCAGCACCAGCGCAGUGCCCAUGCUGGCCAGCGCCCCCACACCUGCCCUGACUGCGGCCGUGCCUUUGCUGACCGUGCCAACCUCCUGCGGCACCAGCGGGGCCAUACAGGCGCCCGACCCCACACCUGUGCUGAGUAUGGGUGGUGCUUUGCCCAGCUGCUUGCCAGUCUGGUGGAGCACCGCCGGCGGCACACGGGCAAGAAACCUCACGAGUGCUCCCACUGUGGGCGCCGCUUCCGCCACCGCUCAGCCCUGCUUCGCCACCAGCACUCCCAUGCUGGGGAGCGCCCCUUCCGCUGCGGGCAGUGCAGUUGUGGCUACACCCGCAGCUCCAACCUCCUGCUGCACCAGCGGGUGCAUGCUGCUGAGUGA
This is a messenger RNA of Chrysemys picta bellii (western painted turtle), 1203 nucleotides long. The record is from RefSeq and is a predicted model, not a curated record. NCBI's taxonomy places the organism in Eukaryota, Metazoa, Chordata, Testudines, Emydidae.